GCAUUUUUUAUUGCCCUUCUACUGUUUUCCUUCCAUCUCCCCGGAUUCUGAAUCGUCAUUUACCGGUACUGAAAUCUUUGACCACUUCAUAAUCUCUGUGUAUGUAUAUAUACAUCUGGAAAAUUGCGGGUUGUUGUUCUAUCUUAGCCUUCUUUUGUUGCAAAUUGUAAUGUGAUUCGAUAUCUUCCAAUUGGACGACCUCGUUGGAUCUCUUGUCUCUCUGUUCUUGAUUACGCCAAUCGUAUAAUUUGUUAAAUAUGGCGUUUUUGUUGUUGUAAAUCAAUGAAUCUUCUGGGUUUACACUGCAAACUGCAAAUUUCGAUUUCCUGAGUAAUAACAAUGUGCAGGAAACAUGGGGAUUUUAUUCGGAAAGAGGAUUAGUGAUGGUGGUGGGUGUUUAACGAAAAUGUGGAGUUCAUCUUCUGAAGAUUUGGAAUCUUACUUCCCUGUUAGACAGGAAUAUCAAGCAGAAGUCCCUAAGACCCGCUUCAAAACAAGGGUUGGUAAAACUCUUAGUUCAAGAAGGUGGAAUGCUGCAUUUGAUAAAGAGGGCCGUCUGGAUAUAGCAGGCGUUCUUAGAAGGAUUCAGAGAGGGGGCAUUCAUCCAUCAAUCAAAGGAGCAGUCUGGGAAUUCUUGUUGGGAUGUUAUCAUCCCGAUAGCACAUUUGAGGAAAGAAAUGAACUAAGAACUCGGCGAAGGGAGCAGUAUGCUGCAUGGAAAGCUGAAUGUAAACAGAUGGAACCUACUAUAGGUAGUGGAAAGUUGCUUACAGAAGCUAUAGUAUCUGAUCCUAGUCAACCAUCAGAAGAAGCUUCAGCGAAUGGAAAUCCACAAGAUAAUAUUGGUGCCAUGCCAAGUGAUGAGAAUCGCGCCGACAAGAAAGUGUAUCACUGGAAGGUUGGACUAAAUCAAAUUGGUCUGGACGUUGUUCGUACAGAUCGCAUUCUGGUUUUUUAUGAAAAUCUAGAGAAUCAAGCAAGACUUUGGGACGUUCUUGCUGUAUAUUCUUGGGUUGAUGGAGAUAUUGGUUAUGUUCAAGGAAUGAGCGAUAUAUGUUCUCCAAUAGUUAUUCUUCUAGAAAACGAAGCAGAUGCCUUUUGGUGCUUUGAGCGGGCAAUGCGCAGACUGAGGGAAAAUUUUAGGUGCAGUGCAACUUCUAUGGGAGUCCAAUCUCAGCUGGGUACUCUCGCUCAAAUCAUUAAAGCAAUUGAUCCGAAGCUACACCAGCAUCUUGAGGAUCUAGAUGGUGGGGAGUAUUUAUUUGCAUUUCGAAUGCUGAUGGUACUGUUUAGGAGAGAGUUCUCAUUUGUUGAUUCACUUUAUCUAUGGGAGGUGAUGUGGGCCAUGGAAUACAACCCCAAUAUAUAUGUACAAUACGAGGAAUCUCGAGACUUAGUUUCCAAUGACAGUAACCAUGAUGGUCAAAAGAUCAAUAGUAAGCUGUUAAAGCAGUAUGGCAAAUUUGAGCGGAAAAAUGUGGAAACUGGAUGGACAGAGCAGAAAAGUGCUCUUGCUGUCUUUCUGGUAGCUAGUGUACUGGAGAACAAGAAUAAGCGACUUCUCAAAGAGGCCAAGGGUUUAGACGAUGUUGUUCAGAUAUUGGGAGAACUAACUGGAAACUUGGAUGCAAAAAAGGCUUUGAAGGAGGCGCUGAAAAUUCAUAGGAAGUAUUUGAAGGCCAAGAAAUCAUAG
Molecule: messenger RNA, 1693 nt
Organism: Oldenlandia corymbosa var. corymbosa
Lineage: Eukaryota; Viridiplantae; Streptophyta; Magnoliopsida; Gentianales; Rubiaceae
Source: the annotation of a GenBank genome assembly